Messenger RNA from Nasonia vitripennis (jewel wasp), 2050 nucleotides. RefSeq names its product 39S ribosomal protein S18a, mitochondrial (gene mRpS18A). Gene Ontology annotation, biological process: mitochondrial translation. Lineage: Eukaryota; Metazoa; Arthropoda; Insecta; Hymenoptera; Pteromalidae. Gene Ontology annotation, molecular function: small ribosomal subunit rRNA binding; structural constituent of ribosome. The record is from RefSeq and is a predicted model, not a curated record. The coding region runs from base 641 to 1117 and encodes 158 amino acids. The transcript has 4 exons. Gene Ontology annotation, cellular component: mitochondrial small ribosomal subunit; ribosome.
GCAGUUGUAACCGGUGUUCACGUCUCGACGUAGCAACGAUUCUCGCAAUUAUUAUGAAGAGUAAAUAGUCGUAUUGGAGAAUAAAAAAUCACUUCCCCGGUCUCACAUGACAGCUCCUUUGUUUUCCGCAGCGGCGACUAUCACCAUACUUAUUUUUUCCAGAAGGCGUACUAAAUACGCGACAGCAAGAAUAUAUAGGUAUAUAGGGGAUGACUAUAGUGCAAGCAUAGACGACAGUGGGCGGCCACGUCGCCUGCUCGAAUUUUUCGCCGAGAUCCGAUCCGAUGGAAAGACCCAAUCAGCUGAGCGGAUCCGCCGGGGCUGUAAGCGGUCGCGCAGUCGGUAACAUUCGGUCUUUCUUAUAAAAUUAUUCUGUAUUUGUAACUCGUCGUGCAGUGUAUUUAUCUAAUACUUUGUUGACAAAUAAUUCUAUGAAAAGUGUACGAUAACGCGUGGAUUACGCUGCGCUUGUCCUGGUAUGUCGGUACCUAAUAAGAAACGCAAGUUUGUGAAAUAAGGAAGUCGCGCGGUGCGACGAACUACUUAGCGAUCGGAGGUUAGGUGUACCAUAACCUUUUGCGUAUAAAUAUACUGCACGUCUAUUUGAUAACAAUUUGGAAAGCCCAACGUGCAGUUAACAAUGGCUAUUGCUCGUUUGCUGGCAAGCUUUAGGAGCAACAUUUUGUCAACAAAUUUCCACAGAAGUAUCUCACUCUCAGCUGCAAGAAACUUGAAAGAAAUAAGGGAAACAAAAGAGGGCAACACAAUUAUAGUAGAAGGAGUCGAUCUGCCUCAUCCAAAAGAGCAUCUUAUGUUAAAAACAUCUGAGAAUGGAGCUUGUCCACUAUGUUCUGCAGGUGUAAAUGUAAAGCACACGGACGUGCUUAUUCUUAAACAAUUUGUAAAUAGUCAGGGUCAUAUGUUACCUCGCAGAAUCACUGGCUUAUGCUAUAUACAACAGAAGCGAGUGGGUAUAAUGGUUACAAUGGCCCAAAAAGCAGGUUUGAUGCCUAAUCUUGCACCACCAAACUCUAAAAAAGAUCCAAAAAAGAGAUAUAAGUGGAAAGCUUUCAAUACAUACUAUGAUGAAACCACAAUAAAACAAAAGUAUUAUUAGUUUGAUGAUACUUAUAUUUUUUAAUAAAUCGUUGGUUUUUUCGUUAUAAUGACUUUACAAUCUCAUAAUUUUCAAAACGUUUAAAAAUACACUAAAAAUCAGUUGAUUAUUUUACUAAUAUAAACAUAUCGUGCAACGAAAAAAACCGUAUAAAAUUAUAGCAACAGUACAAUUUUUGUCUUCACAAAGCAAGAACCACAUCAUUCGCAGUGUUGUUCUUUUACAAUUUUUUAUUUAAAUCACAUUAAAGACUGAAGACCAAGGCGAAGUUUAACAAUCACGAGAUAAAUCUGUACAAAUUUGAUGAUUGACAGUUUUAAAUAAAAAAUGUACGGUAGUUUAAACGGACAAUAGCUUAAGUUACACAAUCAAAAGAUAAAUUCGCACAAGUUUGUUUCGUUUGAUUCGUAGGUAUAGCCAAUCUCUAAAAGUACUUAAACCGUUAAGCACGCUAGAAAAUUAAUUAAGUAAUGCGCAUGUGAUACAUAAGUCAAGACUUACAUUAAACCGAUCAAUUUGUACGUUCACUAAUUCACGCCAUAGACACGACAUUUGCACCCUCAACAACAGUGUCGAUUUUACGCUUCUUGAGCGGACGUGGGUCUAUCGAAGCAACUGAUUUCCGUCGUUCUUCUGAAGCCGGAGUCGCUGGUUGUGCAGUUAUUUUUGAAUUAAUUUCAUUGAUUCGACGUAGACUCUUCAUUAUCAGCAACUCUUCAUUGAGGGUAUAGCGGAUUAUAAUCGAUUUCUUCAUCGCCUUUGCUAUCGUGUUUCGAAUGCAACGUUUCAAAGAAGAAAUUCGUCCAGCAAUUGCGUUCUAUUGUACAGCGACGUCGAAACUCACGUCUCUCGUUCUUAAAGAUCGGAAUCUGUAAACAGAUACAUAUACCUAGCAUGAAGUAUCCAGCGUGAAAUAAACAGUUUAACAGUAAA